AUGGCGGCGCCGAGACCUAUUCUGCCUAUAGCGGCGAAUGAGAGCCAGUCUGAGGACCCGCGUGGCGCGAACAGCAUUGGGCCAACGCAGAUGAGCAGCCAGGCUUCGGCCCUCACGGUGUCCGGUCUGGAUGAUUUCGACCAGGAGUUUGCUCACUUGAGUGCUCUUCUCCAGGCUGAAUUGUAUGGCAGCAGCAUCCAAGACGACUCCUCUUUGAACGGACUGCUCGGCAGCAUCCCUGAGGGCAUCAACCAAGACCUCACUGCUGUUGGCAACAUCGCUCAAGGUCUCAAUACCACUGAUAACCUCAACCAGGGGCUCUCCGCCACUGGCUACACCGCUCAAGGCCUCGCGACCACUGAGGAUUUCACCCAGGGCUUUGCCGCCACUGAAGACAGUGACCCAUCUGCUGACUUCAACGCUUUCUUCGGCUGGGAUGGUGCCAGCCUGCCCGCAGCAUCAAACGUGACCGACGAGUUGGCCUUGGCCUUCCAAGGUGUCGGCUCUCAAUUCAACGACUUCGAUCACAUACCCGCACAGGACUUCACUGUUCAUCCGUGGCAGAAUGGCAAUCUGAAUGCACCAGAUCCAUCCGUCUUCCCACCUGGUUUCGAGAAGGCGGCAAAUGUGGCUUCAAGCACCCCAAUCCGCUUCAAUGCGUACGCGGUUGAGGGCCUUGAAGGGGAACUGCCUGAACUGCCUGAGACGAACGUGCCGGACCUCGCCUCUAUGGCCCGUGAUUUCGCUAGGAGUGCAGCAGUCGACCUUCUAACUCUUGGCGCUACUGACCCAGGUGUUAGAGAUUCUGAAAUCUGCUCUCUGCCACCACCAUCUGGAUUCGUCUCUUCUCAAUCAAACGUGCCAGGUCAUACGUACGUCGCUGCCAUCAACAACAACAUUACUGCUCCGCAAACCGACAACACCAUGGCCAGGAAGACUGUCAAUCCUCUUUACCCUGACCCCAUUUCAGAGAACACUCCAGCUGUCGGGGGAGCCAAUCUAGGUCUUGAAUCUGGUGAGGGCCUCCUGAAUCGUGUUACUCACACCGACGCUGCUCUUGUCCGUACUCCGAUGGAGACUGUUCCUGCUACUGCAAACAUGUCCUGCACUGCCGCCGAAGGUCGUACCGAUUCUUUCGCGAUGGGUGUGGCCCCUGUCAAUAAUGGUCCUGCUGGCGCUGUCGCAGGAAACGAUGGAUCCAAGGUCGUCAAGAAACGUGGUCGGAAGCGCAAGACGGAUGAUGAGAACAACAACACUGGCACUGGGUCCGGCAACGACAAACCAGCUCCGCGCAAGAGAGUCAGAGGCGCCAUCAAGAACCGAUAUUACGGUCCACGAGUUGACACCAGUGAGACAGCCACCACCUCCGCGAUCGAACCAAUGCAGCUCCAAAAGGGGGGACGCAGCGCCAGCCAGUCCAUACCGAACAGCAAGGACCCUAAUGCUCCCAAGUGGACUCGCCGAAUUCCAUCUCUCCUCGACUGCACCGACCCCUUCAUCUGUCCCGGUCCGGACAAAAACUGCUUCCACGCCUUCCAGAACACCGGCGGGUACUGGCUCCACGUCGAAAGCGUCCACGGCUUCAAGAGAAACAAGGUCUUAGGCGACCCCGCGUUCGCGGAUAUCAAGGCAAUCUUCGACCCACGUCCGCGGUCCUGGUGGCUCGCCCAGGGACAGGACAUCACGUACCAGGGAACUGACCGCAAGCAGAUCAACGCUCGCCGUCGCAUGGCGCAGGGAAUUCGCAGCAACGACCCCAACUACGUCGAGGAGGUGUACGUGAAGACCCCAGCUUCUCGCGUGUCUCAGAAUGGCAAGAACAAGACCGCGGCCAAGAGGGCGGCCAAGGAGGCAGCCAAGCAGGCGGCCAAGAAGUAG
Messenger RNA from Cladophialophora psammophila CBS 110553, 1878 nucleotides. RefSeq lists its product as uncharacterized. The transcript is spliced from 4 exons. NCBI's taxonomy places the organism in Eukaryota, Fungi, Ascomycota, Eurotiomycetes, Chaetothyriales, Herpotrichiellaceae. The coding region runs from base 1 to 1878 and encodes 625 amino acids. The record is from RefSeq and is a predicted model, not a curated record.